CAAACCCUCCUCCUCGGACGCUCCUGCAUACUCCACACAAACGCAUACCAGUCCAUGAAAGUCCACAUCAAACACUGGAGCGCAGUCGCUCAAUGGCGCUGGAACACAGGAAACACAAACCACGAUCAAGACGACGAAGGCGACGUCUGUGGGAUCUGUCGCGUCCCGUAUGAGGGGUGCUGUCCGUCGUGUAAAACGCCAGGAGAUGACUGUCCUUUGAUCUGGGGCGAAUGCAGUCACGUAUUCCACAUGCACUGUUUGCUCAAAUGGCUAGGAACGGCUGCUUCGAAACAGCAGUGUCCUAUGGAUCGACGUGCUUGGGUCACUGCUGAGCGAAAAGCGAAUGAGUUGCCUGCGAGUUAGAUACUGGCUGUGAUCUCGGUCCCGACCCCACAUUAGACUACCCCUGUAUCAACAUACGGACGCAUUGUAUACAUUUUCAUUUUCAUUGAAGAUUUCCGCCUCCA
Messenger RNA from Suillus fuscotomentosus, 467 nucleotides. Its product is annotated as anaphase-promoting complex subunit 11. Gene Ontology annotation, molecular function: zinc ion binding; ubiquitin protein ligase activity; cullin family protein binding. The transcript is spliced from 4 exons. NCBI's taxonomy places the organism in Eukaryota, Fungi, Basidiomycota, Agaricomycetes, Boletales, Suillaceae. Gene Ontology annotation, biological process: anaphase-promoting complex-dependent catabolic process; protein ubiquitination; positive regulation of mitotic metaphase/anaphase transition. The record is from RefSeq and is a predicted model, not a curated record. Gene Ontology annotation, cellular component: anaphase-promoting complex; nucleus. The coding region runs from base 55 to 363 and encodes 102 amino acids.